Messenger RNA from Colletotrichum graminicola M1.001, 1527 nucleotides. RefSeq names its product chromo domain-containing protein. The record is from RefSeq and is a predicted model, not a curated record. Gene Ontology annotation, molecular function: DNA binding. The transcript has 2 exons. Lineage: Eukaryota; Fungi; Ascomycota; Sordariomycetes; Glomerellales; Glomerellaceae. Bases 1 to 1527 code for a protein of 508 amino acids.
AUGGCCCGUACGACGGAAUCGCCCGCGCCGCCGAACGGUACACAGCCUGUGAAAAAGGUGCAGACCACCUUGAUGCACAGCGCCCACAACUUUCUGUCUUCCUCCGCCAAACCCUCCGGCUCGCAGUCGCCGCACCCGGGCAAGCGCUCCAUAAACAUCGGCGCCACUGGAACCCCCCGAUCGGACGCGUCGCCACCACACUCUCCGUCCUCUCAACGACCCUUCCCUCACCUUCCCGUGAGCCCCUCACCCCGUCACGCCUUGAGCGACACCGCCGGCGGCGACACGGCUGGUGCUGAUGGCGCCACUGCCGCCGAUAUCGUAAUCGCUGCUGCUCCUCCCGCCGAGCCCGCAGAUGCCGCCGACACGACCCCAGCGCCAGCCAACGCCAAGGAAGCAACUCCCGAUGCCGAAGCAGCCUCGUCUACCCCGGAACCCACCGCGCAGCGCGCUGGGUCCAAUGUGCUCGCGUCCGUGCGCAAGACGUUACAUUCUGCCGUCAACAGCUUCAGCACACAACGCACCGGCACAACCACCACCGUUACUUCCACAUUCGAGCACACUGUCGUGAGCCGCAAACGCAGCAGGGAGCCCGAAGCUGAAGAGACGCCCGCGCCUGCCGCAGAGGAUAAUAACAUUGACGCUGCCAACGGCGACGAUAUCACGAUCCAGCUUGGUGACCAGCUCGAGACAGAGGAGAUGCGCGCCCAGAGCCCCGUGAAGGAGGCUGUCCAAGUUCCCUCUCCGGCCGCGGAAGGCGCCGAAAUCAACGUUGCCACUGCUGCGGACAAGGCAGAUACAGACACAGUCGAGGCUGCUGCGGCUCCCCAAGAUGCCGCCCCCGAGGCGGUCGACGACGAUGACGUGGAAAUGGACGACCACAAGGCGGGCGUUUUUGUGCUCGACAAGAUCAUUGGGCAUCGCCCCGAUCCCAGGGACAAGACGCUCUUCCAGAUGCAAGUCAGCUGGAAGCACGGCGAGCCGACGUGGGAGCCGGAGCAGACGAUCCAGGAGGACGCCGAGGAAGCGCUCUUUGCCUACUGGGUCAGCGUCAAGGGCGGGCGGCUAGGCGCCAUGGCGGACAAGAACCUGUGGCACGUGCUGAGGAUCGAGAAGCACAAGCAGAAGCCCUCGGGCGCCAUCCACUUCCUCGUGUACUGGAUCGGGUCGCCGGACCGCUCCUGGGAGCCCGAGAGCCAGGUGGAGGUGUACGCCCGGCAGCACGUCGAGAACUACUGGAGGUCCAAGGGCGGACGCGAGAAGAACGUUAAGAGCGUCGCCAUGCCCGUCAAGAGAGGCCGUGGCCGCCCUAGCAAAGCCACCGUGUCGGAGCCGGCGACGGAAGACGAAGCGCCCGAGGAAACCGUCAAGGUGGCCAAGCCCAGGAGCAGGCCGGCGCGGAAGCAAAAGCGCGACGGGACAGAGGACGAGGCCGAGAAGACGGAAGACGCCGUCACCGCCGAGGUUGACGGGGAGCCCCCCAAGAAGCGCGCCCGCGGCCGUCCCCGCAAGAACCCCGUCUCGUGA